This is a messenger RNA of Actinia tenebrosa (Australian red waratah sea anemone), 3142 nucleotides long. RefSeq names its product complement C2. Gene Ontology annotation, cellular component: extracellular region. NCBI's taxonomy places the organism in Eukaryota, Metazoa, Cnidaria, Anthozoa, Actiniaria, Actiniidae. Gene Ontology annotation, biological process: complement activation; proteolysis. The record is from RefSeq and is a predicted model, not a curated record. Gene Ontology annotation, molecular function: serine-type endopeptidase activity.
AUACUUAUUGACCUUAUUCUGAUGGAAAUUCCAUACGUAAUUGGCCAAUGGAUGUAAUUCUUGGAGAAGAUUAGUUGAAAGUUUACUAAUGAUAUGGCAAGAAAAAUAUAAUACAGAGAUAUAGACUUGGUGAUUCUGGAAGCAGGCUCUUCUCACAAGAGGACACCCCUGAAACUAUACAAGUUUAUAGUGGAAUUAUUAACAGAAUAUAAGCAUACAUGCUGCCUUUAAGGGAGUUGGCUGUUACUUUGUUUGUAUGGAUUCUCUUCGUCAAUGUAGUUACUUCUGCACCAGGUGGUAACCACACAUGUGAAGAGGUCCUACGUAACCUCAAGAAAAAUCCCCCUCCCCACACCAUUAUCCGCCUUCAAGAGCCGUUGAGGAAAACCUGGAGCGUCAAGUAUAAAUGUGUUAAAGAGGCCAAGAUGGUACAUGGUAGUGAUACAGCUGUGAGAAGGUGUGAAAAUGGGACGAUGAUUGGGGAUGAACCGCAGUGCAAGUUAAUUUCUUGUGGAAAACCGGUUCCAAUCCCUCAUGCUAACUUCAAUGGGCCAAGUUUCACAUAUAAUAGCAUCGUCAGGUAUAGAUGCCAAGAAGGCUACCGAAUGAAAGGAAGAAAUUUCAGAAGAUGUAAAAUCAACGGAAAAUGGACAAAGAAACCUAAAUGCAUGAUACAACGCUGUACAUCGGCAAAAAAUCUUCGAAUUCGGAAUGGAACGAUCACCACAACAGACCCCAACUACCGCCAUGGAGCAACACUUGUAUUCCAGUGCAAUGACGAUUACGAGCUCUCUGGUCAAGAUACCAUAACAUGCAUUGGGAGUAAAUGGAGUUCUUACAGUCUGCCAUACUGCAAACCCAUUAGGUGUCCUUAUCCUGGGAUCCCCGUAAACGGCCGUCGCAUCGGCAGUAGGUUCACAGUUGGUGCAACAGUUCGAUUCCAUUGUCAGUCAGGAUUCAAACUUCUUGGCUCAUCUACUCGAGUCUGCCUUAAAAAUAGAAUGUGGAGUGGAAAUCUGGCUGUGUGCGACGAUGGGCAUUCGCACUGCCCUAAGCUUGGUACCCCUAUCAGCGGCACGAAGAAAGGCAAUCGAUAUGAUAUCGGUUCGUUCGUGAAGUUCUCGUGCAAAGAAGGGUAUGUUCUUGUUGGCUCUUCAGUCAGACAGUGUCAGAAAGAUGGCACGUGGAAUGGAACCGAAGCCAAAUGCAUGAACGACUUUGAGUACAUGGUACGAGACUCCAACAGCACAGCCAAGAUUUUAAGGCAAAAUAUCGACAAAAUGUUAGAAUACACUUGCUCCGGGGUAAAUUCUACUUGCAAUUUGACAGCUGUUGACAUGAGAGCGCGGGCAAUAAAUCCUAACCACGCCGGGGGACUGGACCUCAUUUUUGUCUUUGACGCAUCAAGUAGCAUCAGGAAACCUGACUUUCAACUUGGACUACGCUUUGCCCAAGAACUGGUGAAGCUGUUGGGGAGCACUUGGAAGCCAGGAGGAACGCACGUGGCGGCCCUUACAUACGGCACCAACGCUAGGAUCGAAUUCAACCUGGGAGACGCCUCUGUGAACUCAGCCAAAAAGGCCAUGGAAAGAAUAGGCGAAAUCAAACGAGCGGGCGGUGGAACUGCAAGUAGGCCAGCCUUGGACUUGGUCAGAAAUGCUAUUGUCCCGUUCACUCGCAAAGGUAGCCAAAAAGUGCUAUUUUUCAUAACAGACGGGCACUCGAACAUUGGCGGAAGCCCGCGAAAAGCGGCCAAAUUUUUACGCGAUGAGAAAGAAUUCGAAAUUUACGCUAUUGGUGUUGGAAAGAAAGUAAUGAGAAGAGAAUUAAUGGAAAUCGCAUCUGAACCGGAGGACGAACAUGUGAUUUCUGUGCGGAAAUACAAAGAGUUGCUUCAUGCAGUAAAACAAGUUGUAGAUAUAAAAAUAGACUACUCACCUUGUGGGUUUAGUCCUGUCAAUCUACGUGCCAGAAUCGUUGGCGGGAACAAAGCUGGUCGAGGAAACUGGCCUUGGCAAGUUGGAAUACACAAACUUGACAAUACCAAUAAACUUGUACUGAGGUGCGGAGGAGCCCUGAUCAAACCAGGAUGGGUCCUUACUGCAGCUCAUUGCUUCAUCUCUUUGGAUCCAGUAACCUUUAAAAGAUACAAGGAUGUAGUCCCGGCACAAAUAUAUACGGUUAGAGCAGGCGAUCACCACCUUACAUUCAAAGAACCAACACAACAAGACGUCACGGCCAAAGACAUAUUCAUUCAUCAAAACUACAGAGACGUUCCGUUCAUCGAGAACGACAUCGCGCUUAUACAACUCCGCGAAGACAUAAAACUAGGACCAUCAGUACGCACGGUUUGUCUACCAAGAAAAAACGAGUCGUUGCUUGAACCAGGACAUUUUGGAAUUGUUGCAGGAUGGGGCGCAACUCAGGUUCUUGAGCUCAGAGAAAAUCCAAAAAAGAAAAAGGCAUCUUCAAAAGUACUUAGGCAUUCAGCAUUUACCAUACAAACGAACGAACUUUGUGACAAUAAAACAAAAUUUUAUUUUAACUCGGAAGUGACGUUCUGCGCGGGAGAUGGCAAGGGUGGUAACGAUACGUGUAAAGGAGACAGCGGUGGAAGCUUUGUCAGAGAGGCACUUCGUGAUGGCGUAUACAGAUGGGUAGCUACAGGUGUAGUCUCGUGGGGGGAGGGGUGCGGACUUGUAGGAAAAUACGGCUACUAUACUAGGGUGGAGCGCUUUGUUGAUUGGAUCGAAAAGACAAUUAAAGACAAUGAGUAAUGAUCUAGAGUAGUAAUUCGCAUACAUGUUGAAGGUGAAAGGAUAUAGGAAAUCGAUAAUAGAGAAAAGAAAUAAUGUACGAUUUCCUAUAAAGUACAAAGAAAAUAUUUCCUGUAAAUUAUUUAAUGAAUAUAUAUUUUUUCUUUAGUAAUCAUUGGUCAAACGAGUGAUAGAAAUAAAAUAGAGCGAAAUCAUCAGAAACUACUGUAAACCAUGUACAAAACCCAAAAUGGUGAUAUCAAGUGGCUAUAAUGACGUCACACUCAAUAAGCACUUUUUUAUAGGAACGUUUUUAAGCUUAGACGCGGAAUUAGCUUCAUGAAAUUGAGGCGCAUAAUCAAAAUACAUUGACUUUAUUUCCUAGA